AUGGCUUGGGCUGAACCUAGAAACACUGGCAUGAUCUACCGUCGUCUCGGUAGAUCCGGCUUACAUGUCUCUGCGAUUGGUCUCGGUAGCUGGAUGACCUAUGGAGGCUACGCUCAAGACGAGGAGGCAUUUGCUUGCAUGAAAAAGGCUUACGACCUUGGAAUCAAUUUCUUCGACACAGCCGAGAACUAUACUGCUGGCCAAGCUGAGAUUGUCAUGGGUAAGGCUAUUAAGCACUUUGGGUGGAAGCGCAGCGAUUUGGUCAUUAGCACAAAGAUCAACUGGGGUGCCGUUAAUGGAGAGAUUCUCGUCAACAACCAUGGGCUUUCGAGAAAGCAUAUCAUCGAGGGUCUAGACGCCUCAUUGGAGCGUCUUCAGCUCGACUAUGUUGACAUUGUCUACGCUCACCGGCCAGAUAGACUGACUCCUAUGGAGGAGACUGUCCGAGCUUUCAACUACCUGAUUGACAACGGAAAGGCUUUCUACUGGGGUACAUCAGAGUGGUCAGCUGAUGAAAUUGCCGAAGCUGUCGGAAUUGCUCGUGAUCUUAGAAUGAUUGGACCUAUCGCCGAGCAACCCUUCUACAACAUCCUUGUCAGAGAUAGAGUUGAAGGCCAAUUCCAACGCCUAUAUGAGCGCACUGGCCUAGGUAUCACCUCGUUCUCCCCCUUGAAAAUGGGCGUUCUCAGUGGAAAGUACAACGAUAUAGUUGACGGCAAGCCACCCAAAGACUCCCGAUUUGAAGCCAGCAAGGACAACUUCGCCGACUUCAUGCGCGGCCGUAUUGGCACUGAUGACUGGAAGGAGGAGAUCGACAAGGUUCGGCAGUUGAAGCCCAUUGCUGAUAAGCUGGGCAUCAGCCAGGCUCAACUUGGUAUUGCAUGGUGUCUCAAGAAUCCUAAUGUUACCAGUGUUAUCACCGGUGCCAGCCGGCCUGAACAGUUGGAUGAUACUGUUGCCUCGCUGAAGAUUCUUGAUAAGCUGACACCAGAGAUUAUGGAGGAGAUUGAUGCCAUUACGAAGAACGAGGUUGAGCUGGAUCCUGCUAGACAGAGCUAG
This is a messenger RNA of Fusarium mangiferae, 1059 nucleotides long. RefSeq names its product putative potassium channel beta subunit protein. Lineage: Eukaryota; Fungi; Ascomycota; Sordariomycetes; Hypocreales; Nectriaceae. The coding region runs from base 1 to 1059 and encodes 352 amino acids. The record is from RefSeq and is a predicted model, not a curated record. The transcript is spliced from 4 exons.